AUGCUGGGCGAUGAGCUCCAGGCAUCCUCCUCGCGCAAAUCUGUCAGUUCUGCACACAAACCGACAUCUCCGAAGAUCGAAACCUUCGAACUCUCAGAGAAGGAGCAUCCUUACAUACCAGUCAGCACAACCAAGAUCUUAGGCAAAUUCACACGAGAUCCGCCACCCGAACACUCGAACGCUGAGCUACAAAAGCUUCGUGCCCGUGUUUCGCAACACAGCGAGAUCGCCGAAGAUGUGCGAAAAUGGGCCAAGAAUCGUGAGAGUAGCACGCUGUUUAAAGUCCUCUUACGUGCUGUUUUCUGGAACGAUGUGAAGGUGAACAUGCCUGCGGAGCAGAAAUUGCUCAACACUAUACAUCAUUUCUUUCCACCCCGAGCAGACAUCAAGGUUGUGGUAUGCGAUUUCGGUGACGGCCGAGCGCAACAGCAGAGCGUACGUCUUGGUGAUCUGGAGAAAGCCCUCUUCUUCCAUACCGGAUCCAAAGUGAUGGGCCGCCCCUUUGUAAAGGCAGGCCGCGCAGGUUGGCCAUAUCUUGAGCUCGAACAAUUCGAUCUCCGAAGCACGCGCUCGAUACAGGACUCGCGCGACAUACUACGAAUCCUUAAAUCCGUGCCUCAAGUCACCAGCAAGAUAGAUGCUCAAGUCUUCGACGGAGACAACAACGACAACCUCGUCAAGGAUGUUACCUGGAGAGCUCAAUAUGUCGGCAAAAGCUUUCUACUCACCAUGUCGCCGGCCGCAGGUGUCGAUUAUCUGAACGCAAACAUGCAACACUACUUGCAUACACCCCCCGAAGAGCUCAAAGAAGACAACUUCGCCUCCUGUGUCUCUCACAUAUACCGCGAGUUUUCCGAAACUGGCACAGAUACGUGGCGCAGGAAAAACGCUGAAUGGUUUUUGGUGUACCUGGUCACGGAACUUGGGACGACGCCACACAAUAUUCGACAAGGGUACAGCGUACCUUCGCUGAUGGAUGCUUAUGAUGCUAUCGUCCACGAACUGAAAGAGCGCAGAUACGACCGUUGGCAGCGCAACGAGACCAUAAAUCUAGUGCGCGCCUAUCUCGUCUGCAUAGACGAGUUGACUGUGCUUGGCGAGAUCUUCUCCAAGAAGCUCGACUUCUUUAGACGUCUUCAGAAAGACUGUGAUCAUUUCGAAGAGCUCGACAAUGAUGCGGGCCUACCUCCUGACAACGACAAUGGCGAGACGACGUCAGAGCGGAUUGGGUUUGCAGAGCACAUCAUGGAAGAAUCGACAGCCACGUGCAAAAGACUCACUGCCGAUCUUCGUGACUCACUCAACUCACUUUUCCAACUGCGCUCAAUCGAGCAAAACGAACUCGCUAUCAUCGCUGACACGCAGCACAAAGCCAUCUUCGUCUUUACCGGAUUCACCAUCGUCUUCCUCCCACUCUCGUUCUUUACAUCAUACUUUGGCAUGAAUCUGAAAGGUAUCAUUGACACUGAUAAGACACAGGAGUACUACUGGAAGGUGUGCGGCAGUGUGGCAUUCGGUAUUGUGUUACUGGAGGGUUUUGCUGUCUGA
Molecule: messenger RNA, 1548 nt
Organism: Parastagonospora nodorum SN15
Lineage: Eukaryota; Fungi; Ascomycota; Dothideomycetes; Pleosporales; Phaeosphaeriaceae
Exons: 6
Coding region: 1-1548 (515 amino acids)
Biological process (GO): transmembrane transport; metal ion transport
Cellular component (GO): membrane
Molecular function (GO): metal ion transmembrane transporter activity
Source: RefSeq, a predicted model, not a curated record